AUGAAACGAACCGACACGUUCGAUGUGGAAAAGGUCUAUUCGCAGUUGGUUUUGGGUGAAAAUUCGGCAGUUGUCGGGUUUAUCCAUGGAAAUGGAGAUGAUAACCUUACACAGUUACUGGCUAGGUUGGAGACUGAGUACGCGGGGAACGCUAUAUGGACGCAUGAACAAGACAUAGACUUGCGAAUUAUGAUUCGAACUAUGUGA
Opisthorchis viverrini is the source of this 207-nucleotide messenger RNA. RefSeq lists its product as hypothetical. The record is from RefSeq and is a predicted model, not a curated record. NCBI's taxonomy places the organism in Eukaryota, Metazoa, Platyhelminthes, Trematoda, Opisthorchiida, Opisthorchiidae. The transcript has a single exon. The coding region runs from base 1 to 207 and encodes 68 amino acids.